Molecule: messenger RNA, 2016 nt
Organism: Miscanthus lutarioriparius
Lineage: Eukaryota; Viridiplantae; Streptophyta; Magnoliopsida; Poales; Poaceae
Source: the annotation of a GenBank genome assembly
AUGGCGCGGUCCAAGAACGGCUGCCUCAAGAUCCUCGUCUGCGCCGGCUCCGGAUCCGAUCCCGCCGCCGGCUCCGACGCCGACGCCGACGACCACCCCGACGAGAACAAGGCCAUAUCAGAUAAAAGCAGAUGGAGCUUUCGUAGGAGGUCUACAAGGCAUCGAGUUUUGAAGAACUCUGAUAUCUCAGAACCUGAAACUCUUAGUUCCAGCAAAGCUAAGGCUGACAUUACACCAAGCAACAAUGAGAGUAUUGUUCAUUCUUCAGGUGAGAAAUUGCUUCACAGUGGAUUUGCUCUCAAGCUCAUGGACAACACGUCAACUUCAAAAUCCAUUCACAUAAAAUGUGAUCCUUCGGAAUCUGAUGUUACAUGGGAAUGGAUGGAGAGGUGGACAGCCUUAAUUCCACCAAUCACUGUGGAGCAUCUGCCAGAGCAUGAAGAAAAUAGUGAGUUGAUGGGUGAAACUGUGACCGAACAAGUGACUGAACAUUCUCAGUGUGAUGAAGACAUUGUUCAGUUGGACUCAGACCUAUCUUUCCCCAAGUUGAUGGCUGAUGAUGUGAAAGAAACAGCAGAGAUAUCUGAUUCUAGUGCCUUGGAGGUUCCUGCAAGUGUCCCAGAUGAAAGCCCUAAGAUGGAAAUGGAACAUGAUCCUGAAUCAGAGUUGAUCGAAACUACUAAUGUAGAUGCUGAGCAAGUAACUGACCAAAAGGCUGAAAAUGAUGUGGACGAGCCUUUGAUGUCCUUGGAUCAACAAUAUACCCAAGCUGAUGCAUUAAGGGAUCCCUGUCCACUUCCUGGAAAAUUUGAAUCAUCCAAUGAGGACAGUAGUGAUGCAUACAAUUCUGAGCAGACACUGGAGAUGGAAGGUAAAAGGUUUGUGGCGAGAAAGUCAUGCAAUCCAGCAUUUGCUGCUGCACAAUUGAAAUUCGAAGAGCUGAGUACAAAUUCGACAGUCAGCAGGUCCAGCAGCUCAUCACAUCUGGAUGGGGCGAGCAAGUCAAGGGUGCACACUCCUAGUUCACAAGAAGAUUCCUUGUCAAAGCAAGAUGGCACAGGCAUACAAGAAAGCUCAGUUGGUCAUGACACUAAAAUGAUAGUUGCUGCAUCAGAAUGUGGGACUGAAAUAUCAAUUUCAUCCACACUGGACUCACCAGAUAGAUCAGAAGGUGAUGGUGGGGAGAUCGUGAUGGAGAUUGGAGCUCUGGAAAAUAGAAACUAUGUCACUGGCAAAGCUGAUAAAGACUCCAAUAUUGUCCAUUCUGAGGUAAAAAAUGCUCCUGAAGUAGAAGCCCAGCCGCAGAAGGAAGUAGAACAGAAUGGCCAUGUUCCUGCCCUUGAAAUAGAAGCCCAGCCACAAAAGGAACUUGUUCAGGAGCCACAUGUUGAACCGGAAAUGCCAGAUUUGCAUGAACGAUUGGAAAAAUCUGUCACAUCUUAUGCCACACCUGAAGGAACUCCAAUGAGCCGAACGACCAUUCCUGAAUCUCAUGGAACACCAUCGAGUGAAGUCUCUGUUAAUACCAAAAAGAGCAGGAGCAAAAAGCCCAAGUCCCAUGCAAGCAAGAGAUCACUGGCUAGUCCAGGCAGUGAGUCAGUUGGACAGAGCAGCACCGACAACUUCUCAAAGGAAUCAAGGCAUGCCAAGAGAGAGAACUCAAGCAAGGCUGCUAAAUCCGACCACAUCGAUCAAGAACCUCGUAUGAGCAACAGCAACAGCAACAGCAACAGCAACCCGUUGCCGAGCUACAUGCAAUUUACAGAAUCUGCAAGAGCCAAGGCGUCGUCCCCGAAGAUGAGCCCAGAUGUGCAGGACAGCAACCCAAGGAAGAGGCACUCAUUGCCCAUGACCAAUGGCAAGCAUGACUCGUCACCUCGCAUGCAGCGAUCAUCAUCGCAGGCUCAGCAAAACGUGAAAAGCAAUGGCCCUGCUCCUCACAACUCUUCUGCCACGAAUCAACUUCUGUUCGGAUCACCCUGCUUCGCAUUGUUUGCUUCAUCGCACGUGAUGUGA